Leguminivora glycinivorella is the source of this 1493-nucleotide messenger RNA. RefSeq lists its product as uncharacterized. The transcript is spliced from 4 exons. The coding region runs from base 60 to 1382 and encodes 440 amino acids. The record is from RefSeq and is a predicted model, not a curated record. NCBI's taxonomy places the organism in Eukaryota, Metazoa, Arthropoda, Insecta, Lepidoptera, Tortricidae.
UCCAACGACAAAUUUCGGUAAUUAUAAUUUUACUUGAUCUGUAUUAUAAAUAUUUCGCCAUGUUUUGCGCUGAAAAGAAUUCAUAUCUCCAAUUGGUGUGCGCUAUGGAGCCGCGGGUUAUCAAUAAAGCCGUGGACAGAGCUAUGGGGAAGAAGGUUCUAGACUUGCCUUGUGCCAAGUUCCACCCGCUCGGCUUAACAUCAGCUCGGCCGUCGAUAUACGCUCCACAUAUCGACAUAACACGCUCUCGACUGGGCUUCGGCCGAGUAGGCCUGAGACUGCUUAAUAGAGACUUGCACUCGCCAGACUAUCUCAUACAGCUGCAGGCGAUACAUACUAUGUUGGAUCAGGUGCAAAUAUCAGAGAACGCCAUGUUCCUUAUAAACCUGAACGUGGUCCAUCGUCUGACCGAACUCCUCGACAGCCGGGACCCGGUGAUACGAGAGAAGGUCUGCAUAAUACUAACACACUUGGCGGGGUACUACCAGGGCAGGCAGCGGAUAAGUGCUUGCCCGAAUCUGUAUUUCAGACUCAUGUGGCUUUGUAUCAGAGACAAGAAAGAAAUAAGAUUCGCCGCAGCAUACACAUUUAGAACGCUUUGCAGGGAUCGCUGCGCAUGCGAGGCAAUAUGCAAAGUUGACGAUCUAAUCGAGAACAUGCUUAAAAUCGUCCAAAACGAGUUUACAGGAAUCGUCCUAAUACAUUUGAAGAGUAUGAAGAAUCUCUUUGAAUACGACCCCAUCGUGCCGCUGAAAGCGAACGCGUUCCAAGUAAUGUUCGGUUUAUUUAAAAAUUCUGAUCCUAGAAUAGUUUCGGAGGCAAUGGAGUGUAUGUCACAGCUUUGUAAGCACGACGUCGGUAAAAUUUUAGCUGACAAAUAUGAUUUGACAUUCUUUUUACGUCCAUACAUGAAGUGCGAUAAUUAUGACGUAGUGAUGAGCGCCGUCGGACUGCUGUGUUAUACGACUUUGACGAAGCGAUCGAAAUGGCGCGCUAAAGAGGUUACGAGGGAGCUGACGGUUACUUUGAUGCAUUUGUGUCAUGCGCCUUCGAUGCCUUUGCUACAGUUGAGAUCUAUACAAGCCUUGAUAAACCUUUGCGACUGUCCUGAUAUAAGGAAGCACGUGAGACAGUUGUGGAAACGUAAAGUUCAGCUGAUCAUGAUAAGGACUCAUGAAGAAUGGGACGGGACUAUGGAGACGACUAGUAUGGGGUUGGAGACGGGACAUAAUUAUAGGACCAUGUGCAUCGAGCUCACGGAGACCAUUAAGAAUGAUUACGGAGAUAACGCGGAGGUGGUGAACGUGCAUAGUUACUUGAGGCGGUUGCAGGAGAAGAAGAACCAGCUGUUGAAGAUUAUCGAUAGCACACCAUACUCUUAGAAAGGUUUUUUUAAUAUUGUAUGAGUUUGCGAUUUGUAAAAAGUUACUUUCAAAGUAUUAUAUUUAAUUUUGUUGCCAUAAAUUACGUGUGGUAAAAAUAUACGUAUCUGA